GAGGGUAGUGGGGAGCAGCGGCAAGAGGAUGCCAUGGGUCAGGGUUGGGGAGCCAGGGUAGGCAGGGGGGGAGGGGGAACUAGACCAACCCUGGCACCUCCUUCCAGGAACUGGAAGCUAUCAAGGCCCGGGUGCGAGAAAUGGAGGAGGAGGCCGAGAAGCUGAAAGAGCUGCAGAAUGAAGUGGAGAAGCAGAUGAACAUGAGCCCCCCACCGGGCAACGCUGGCCCGGUGAUCAUGUCUUUGGAGGAAAAAAUGGAGGCUGAUGCCCGGUCCAUAUACGUGGGCAAUGUAGAUUAUGGGGCAACUGCUGAAGAAUUAGAAGCCCAUUUCCAUGGCUGCGGCUCUGUCAACCGUGUCACCAUUCUGUGUGACAAGUACAGCGGGCACCCCAAGGGGUUUGCCUACAUCGAGUUCUCUGACAAGGAGUCUGUACGGACAUCAAUGGCGCUGGACGAAUCCCUGUUCAGAGGCAGACAGAUCAAGGUGAUCCCCAAAAGGACCAACCGCCCUGGCAUCAGCACAACAGACCGUGGCUUCCCCCGGACCCGGUAUCGAGGCCGCGGCUCCGGCUACAGUAGCUCCCGGGCCCGGUUCUACAGCGGCUACAGCAGACCCCGCGGGCCCGCGUACAGGGGCCGGGCUAGAGCGACCUCAUGGUAUUCCCCUUACUAAAAAAAAAAAAAAAAUAGAGGUGUUCUUUAGGAAGGACAGAAAAAAAAAAAGGAAAAAAAAAAAAAGAAGAACGUGACAAUGAUGAAAAAAAAAAUACUGUGGGGGGGGCACAGCUGUCUGCACUGAGCCAGGGCUGUGCUCAGGGGUCUGGGGCGGGGGGCAUGGCCGCCCGCGCGCUUCACUCCUCUGCCCUGCCUAGACACCCCCCUCUGUCUCUUGCCCCCUACUUCCCUGCGGGCUGAGAAAUCGGGAGGGUAGCUCCCACUGCCUGCUGGGUGUUUUCCUUUCCCCCCCACCUCAGCGGCCUGCAUGUCUUGAUGCCUCCCCACCACACACGUCUUUCUCUUCCUGUUCUUCCACUUCUCUGGGGGCCCCACAGAGUGUGUGGAGGGCUGGGGGCUGGGGGGAGAAGGGCCUGGCUGUCCCCUGACACCGGCUCUGUCGCUUCCCAUAUGUUCUUUCUUUAACCCUCUCCCUGCCAGCACAGGGAGGGUCUCGACUCCUUUCCCUCCUGUUUGUCAUUUGCUUUCCCCCCCUCCCCCAGCCCCAUCAGGCUGGGUGGACGGUGGCAUACAGCCACCCCUCCCUCAUUGACUUAUUCAUUCCCUUUCCUUUUCCCCUCAAGCCCUGACUGAAGAGGGGG
Molecule: messenger RNA, 1317 nt
Organism: Alligator sinensis (Chinese alligator)
Lineage: Eukaryota; Metazoa; Chordata; Crocodylia; Alligatoridae
Product: polyadenylate-binding protein 2
Exons: 6
Coding region: 141-674 (177 amino acids)
Molecular function (GO): RNA binding
Source: RefSeq, a predicted model, not a curated record